UACAGAAAGCCGAGUCCCGAGCUAGGGCGAGCGGAGGAGGAGGCACAGCGGCCGGCGGCCCAGCACUGCGGAGCGAGCCAGCGGGCCGGCGCCAGCGCCUAGCAGCCGCCAGGGGCCGCAGGAAGCACCCCGGGGAGCGGCGGCGGCGUGUGCGUGUGGCCCGGGUGCGGGCGGCGGCGCGGGAGCAGCGCGGAGCGGCAGCCGGUUCGGGCGGGCGUCAUCAUGGACGAGAAGUUGUUCACCAAGGAGCUGGACCAGUGGAUCGAGCAGCUGAACGAGUGCAAGCAGCUCUCCGAGUCCCAGGUCAAGAGCCUCUGCGAGAAGGCUAAAGAAAUCCUGACGAAAGAAUCCAAUGUGCAAGAGGUUCGAUGUCCAGUCACUGUGUGUGGAGAUGUGCAUGGGCAAUUUCAUGACCUCAUGGAACUCUUUAGAAUUGGUGGUAAAUCACCAGAUACAAAUUACUUGUUUAUGGGAGACUAUGUGGACAGAGGAUAUUACUCAGUUGAAACAGUUACACUGCUUGUAGCUCUUAAGGUUCGUUACCGUGAGCGUAUCACCAUACUCCGAGGGAAUCACGAGAGCAGACAGAUCACACAAGUUUAUGGUUUCUACGAUGAGUGUUUGAGAAAAUACGGAAAUGCAAACGUUUGGAAAUACUUCACAGACCUUUUUGACUAUCUUCCUCUCACUGCCUUGGUGGAUGGGCAGAUCUUCUGUCUACAUGGUGGUCUGUCACCGUCCAUAGACACACUGGAUCACAUCCGAGCACUUGACCGCCUCCAAGAAGUUCCUCAUGAGGGUCCAAUGUGUGACUUGCUGUGGUCAGAUCCAGAUGACCGUGGUGGCUGGGGGAUAUCUCCUCGAGGAGCUGGUUAUACCUUUGGCCAAGAUAUUUCUGAGACAUUUAAUCAUGCCAAUGGUCUCACGUUGGUGUCCAGAGCUCACCAGCUGGUGAUGGAGGGAUAUAACUGGUGCCAUGACCGGAAUGUAGUAACAAUUUUCAGUGCUCCAAACUAUUGCUAUCGCUGUGGUAACCAAGCUGCAAUCAUGGAACUUGAUGACACUCUUAAGUAUUCUUUCUUGCAGUUUGAUCCAGCGCCUCGUAGAGGCGAGCCACAUGUCACUCGUCGUACCCCAGACUACUUCCUGUAAUGAAAAUUUAAACUUGUACAGUAUUGCCAUGAACCGUAUAUUGACCUAAUGGAAAUGGGAAGAGCAACAGUAACUCCAAAGUGUCAGAAAAUAGUUAACAUUCAAAAAACUUGUUUUCACACGGACCAAAAAGAUGUGCCAUAUAAAAAUACAAAGCCUCUUGUCAUCAACAGCCGUGACCACUUUAGAAUGAACCAGUUCAUUGCAUGCUGACGCGACAUUGUUGGUCAAGAAUCCAGUUUCUGGCCUAGCGCUGUUUGUAGUUACUUUUGCUUUCUCGAGAGACUGCAGAAAUAGGAUGUAAACAUUAACACCUGGGAGUCCAGUCGCCUUCCACUUAGCUGUAGCUUACUCAGCAUGACUGUAGAUGAGGAUAGCAAACAAUCAUUGGAGCUUAAUGAACAUUUCUCAAUAAGUACCAAGGCCUCCCCUCUUGUUUUGUUUCUUUUCAGGGAUACCAUUUAAUUUAAUUGUAUGAUUUGUCUGCACUCAGUUUAUCCCCUUCUCCAAUCUCAGCCCCACGUUGUUCUUUGUUACUGUCAGAAAACCUGGUGAGUUGUUUUGAACAGAACUGUUUCCUCCUGUAAGAUGGUGUCACUGCCCAAGUCACCGCAGUGUUUUCAUAAUAAACUUGAGAACUGAGA
Peromyscus eremicus (cactus mouse) is the source of this 1796-nucleotide messenger RNA. It is a transcript of the gene Ppp2ca, whose product is annotated as protein phosphatase 2 catalytic subunit alpha. Gene Ontology annotation, cellular component: cytosol. Lineage: Eukaryota; Metazoa; Chordata; Mammalia; Rodentia; Cricetidae. Gene Ontology annotation, molecular function: protein serine/threonine phosphatase activity. Gene Ontology annotation, biological process: mitotic cell cycle; peptidyl-serine dephosphorylation. The record is from RefSeq and is a predicted model, not a curated record.